This is a messenger RNA of Armigeres subalbatus, 2487 nucleotides long. RefSeq lists its product as uncharacterized. NCBI's taxonomy places the organism in Eukaryota, Metazoa, Arthropoda, Insecta, Diptera, Culicidae. Gene Ontology annotation, molecular function: nucleic acid binding. Gene Ontology annotation, biological process: DNA integration. The transcript has a single exon. The coding region runs from base 1 to 2487 and encodes 828 amino acids. The record is from RefSeq and is a predicted model, not a curated record.
AUGUGGUGGGAUACUACGGCGGACUGCUUCACAUAUAAACUGUCUUCACGCCACAAUGCUGAACUGCUGUCUGGUUGCAAACGACCGACAAAGCGUGAAGUAUUAAGAACCCUGAUGAUGGUCUUUGACCCAAUUGGAUUAAUCAGUCAUUUCCUAAUGUUUCUUCGAAGUCUACUGCAGGAGAUCUGGCGAGCCUCCGUGGAUUGGGACGAGGAGAUCCACGAUUCCCAUUAUGAGAAAUGGCUACUGUGGCUGAAGGUGCUUCCUCGGGUAUCGGAUAUCAAGAUUCCUCGCUGCUACCGGAACCUGACAUCUAUAGGAGGAGCUACUGUCGUACAAAUGCAUACUUUCGUGGAUGCCAGCGAAAAUGGUUUUGCAGCUGUGGUAUAUCUACGCUUUCAAGAGGGAGACAACGUGGACAUUGCAUUAGCCGGAGCAAAAACAAGAGUCGCGCCUCUAAAAUUUUUGUCAAUACCACGCUCUGAACUUCAAGCUGCUGUUAUUGGAGUAAGACUGGCAGACACAAUCUUGGGAUCUCUUUCGAUUAUGAUUCAUAAGCGCGUUUUCUGGACAGACUCCAGGGAUGUUAUGUGCUGGCUACACUCAGAUCAUCGUCGCUACAGUCAGUAUGUUGGAGUGCGGGUCAGCGAAAUUUUAGAAACAACAGAACUACGGGAAUGGCGAUGGGUUCCGACAAAAUUAAACUCGGCGGACGACGGGACCAAGUGGAAAAGCAUGCCCGAUCUAAGUUCGAGGAGUCGCUGGUUCCGUGGACCUGAUUUUCUAAAACAUCCUGAGGAGAAAUGGCCAGCAAAUACGCACUCUAUUGCUGUAAUCAACACAGAGCUUCGUUCACAUCUACACCUCCACUUUCAGGUUCACGAACCGAUUAUCGUAGUUAACAAAUUCAGCCAGUGGUUUCCUUUGCUGAGGACUACGGCAUACGUCUUCAGAGCCAUCAAGAAUAUGCGAGAAAAAAUACGGAAUACUCCUAAAGCAUACGGACCACUUACUCGUAGUGAGCUAAUCACAGCUGAAUGUUAUCUGUUCCAAGUAGCCCAAAGAAGUAUCUACGGAGAAGAGAUAGCCGUCCUGUCUGCAACUUCUUCUGAUCUUCGAAGAAAACCAGAAAAGCAACUACCUAAAAGCAGUCCUCUAUUUCGUCUCUGCCCCUUCGUCGACGAAAGAGGAAUCUUGAGGAUUCGUGGGAGAACCAAUGCUUGCCAAUACAUCGACAGGAACACCGCCAACCCUAUUAUUCUUCCUCGUGAACACGGCAUCACCAAACUCGUUGUGCUAGAUGUCCACCGUAGAUUCCUUCAUCAGAACCAUGAGAUCGUUAUAAAUGAACUGAAGCAACGAUACUACAUCCCAAGAGUAAAAGCCGUUUACAAAUCGAUCCGGAAUAACUGCCAAGUUUGCAAGAACGAAAGAGCUCGUCCGCAACCACCGCUAAUGGCUGACUUGCCACCGUCACGCCUCGCAGCCUACAGUCGGCCGUUCAGCCACAUGGGGGUGGAUUAUUUCGGGCCAAUGAUGGUAUCCGUUGGCCGUCGAGUGGAGAAACGCUGGGGGGUCCUGGCGACAUGUCUUACCGUACGUGCCAUACACUUGGAAAUAGCACACUCACUUACAACUGACUCGUGUAUUAUGGCCCUACGCAACGUGAUAAAUAGAAGAGGCAUACCUUUCGCCAUCUAUAGCGAUCGUGGUACAAACUUCGUGGGAGCCAAUAAAGAACUGUUGAAGGCCAUUGAAGAAUUGAACCAAAACGCAAUCGUCGCAGCAUUCACUUCACCGCACACAACAUGGAGCUGUAACCCACCCCUAUCUCCACAUAUGGGCGGAGCUUGGGAGAGGCUGAUUCGUACAGUCAAGCAAAAAUUAGGAAGAAUCCAAACAAGUCGUUUUCCAUCAGAUGAGGCUUUGCGGAGUGCUCUGAUAGAGGUGGAGUAUAUUGUGAACUCGAGACCUUUGACAGAGAUCCCUUUCGAUGAUGACUUGUCUCCCGUGCUGACUCCUAACCACUUCAUCAUGGGAUCAUCAAGUGGAGCUCUUCCGUGGACAAGCUUCGAUGACAACCCUGAUCAACUGAAGCAGUAUUGGCGCAUAUCCCAGAGCAUGGCGAAUCAAUUCUGGAGGCAAUGGCUGCACGACUACCUUCCAUCAUUAACCCGUAGAGCGAAAUGGUUCGCGAGAGUGAAGCCUGUUGAAGUCAACGACAUCGUUGUUAUAGCUGACUCAAAGUUUCCACGCAACUACUGGCCAAAGGGAAGAGUGAUUGCCACCAAGGUAGCUGCGGACGGUCAGGUUCGAUGGGCUACGGUGCAAACUUCCACUGGGAUAUACGAGCGACCAUCAGUUAAGCUCGCAGUGCUUGACGUUGGCGUUGCAGAAAAUACACUUCAGACGAAUCUUCGGCGUAUUGAUGGGGGGAGUGUUAAAUGCGCAACGUCAACUAGCGAUCUCACUACGCCCCUGGUCUAA